AUGGCUUCCUUCAUUAAAGUUUCAACUUUUUUAGCAAUCUUGGCAUCAUUACAUCAAGUCGCCGUUGCUGCACCACCAGCUUGUUUAUUGGCUUGUGUAGCUCAAGAGACCAAGUCUAGCUCUUGUUCAGGCUUGAAUGACUUGUCAUGUAUCUGUUCUGUUGAAUAUAGCGAUAUUGAAUCAUGUUUAGAAUCCAUUUGUCCUAAUGGAAACGCUGACGCCGCUAAAUCCGCUUUUGAAAGCUCUUGUUCCGGUUACAGCAAAGAUGUCGUCUCAAGCUCAUCCGCUAAAUCUUCUUCAUCUACAGAAGAAGCCUCUUCUACUGAAGCCUCUUCUACUGAAGCCUCGUCCGUUUCAGCUUCAUCUACUGAGACUGCUGCUGCUGAAGAGGCUUCAUCUACUGAGACUGCCGCUACUCAAGCUCCAUCUACUCAACAAAAGUCACCUUUAUCUACCGCUGCUCAACCAACAACUUUAUCUUCAUCUGGCGUUGCUGAAGAAACCUCAUCAGGCUCAUUUGCUCCAGCUAUCUCAACUCAAACCGAAGCUGGUGCUAAUAAAGUCGGAUUAGGAGCUUUGAUCGGUUUGGUUGGUGCUGCUUUAUUAUAA
This is a messenger RNA of Lodderomyces oxycetoniae, 609 nucleotides long. RefSeq names its product Ssr1p (gene SSR1). The record is from RefSeq and is a predicted model, not a curated record. The transcript has a single exon. Lineage: Eukaryota; Fungi; Ascomycota; Pichiomycetes; Serinales; Debaryomycetaceae. Bases 1 to 609 code for a protein of 202 amino acids.